Messenger RNA from Glarea lozoyensis ATCC 20868, 1176 nucleotides. RefSeq lists its product as uncharacterized. Bases 1 to 1176 code for a protein of 391 amino acids. Lineage: Eukaryota; Fungi; Ascomycota; Leotiomycetes; Helotiales; Helotiaceae. The transcript has a single exon. The record is from RefSeq and is a predicted model, not a curated record.
AUGAUUAGUGCGGCCCAGAAGAUGUUCUGGGCUUCAUACAGGGAAACUACCAGGGUGGAAGAUGAGGCUUAUUGCUUGAUGGGUCUUUUUGAUAUCAACAUGCCGAUGAUUUACGGCGAGGGACCAAAGGCUUUUCAACGUUUGCAGUUGGAGAUAACCAAAUCAUCCCAGGAUCAAUCUAUUUUCUGUUGGUGGCGACCCACGGAAUUCGCUGUCAAUCCAUUAGCCAAUUCUCCCGUGGAUUUUCAACUCUCUGGAAGUAUUGUUUGUGGAGGUUUAUCAGCGACCCUAGAAGAGUAUUUUAUAACCCAAAAAGGGUUAAAGAUUACCCUGCCUCUUAUGGUUACGAACCACUCAGCGAUUGGGCUGCUAAAUUGUUAUCGGCUGGGUGUCUAUGGCAGUCAAAUUGCUAUUCGACUUAGAAAGGAGUUCGACGGAGGAGUGAAUACUUAUUGUCGCGUUAUGGGAAGCAAACUUGAAUUGUUCGAAGAUGAUGAUGUCGGGUUUCCUAUGGCAAGCAUCUAUAUACGAGACAUUAGGCAUAAUGAUUAUGAAAGCAUGAUCGAACCAAUCCUAGAGUGUCGAGAUAUACUUGAGCUUCGCCAUAAUAACGAAUCUCUAUCUAUAAUUGGAACUGAAGGAUGCGCAGAGUCGUCGCAUAGCUUCAAUGGACGGGUAGAGUCGUCACACAUCUUCACUUCUGAUGUUACCUUUCAGAGAUCGGCGGACUUGUACCAAUACACAAGUCAUCUUCGUUUACACAAUGAUGAGGCUGCGAUCCCAGGCAUUGUAAUGUUCGAGGCAGUUGCCAAUAAGAGUCUUAGUUCUGAUAGAUCUACUGAUGCAAAAGACGAACAAUUCGCAGUGGUGGUCGGUUUCACCAGCUUCGAUUCUCUUUACUGCUGCUUUGACUUGGUCAUACCAGAUUCGUCUGACGGCAAUAAAGUUGAUCUUUUCAGAAACAUUGCUGCUAGAAAGGAUUGGCAUCAUUAUGGAAUAGGCGUUGACGAUACCGACCGAAGAUGGGCAGUUCUGCAAAAGGGGACUACUAUCCAGGUAGCGCUGAAGGAUAUAAUCAUCGAUGGAAGAGUAGGCUACCUAUUAGACGUGAAAUCGGAAAAGGAGUUCGACCCGGUAUUUGUAAGCAAUGUUUGUUGCUUGCCAGCAAACCUAUAA